AUGCCUUUCCUUGAUCAUCUCCUCACCUACAAGACCACAGCCUACAACACUAGACAUCAACGAGGGAGGCGCCUAAGUGUUGGAGGGCUCAUCACUCCUAUCUUGUGUGCUGCUGGAGUGAACCCAACUGAUAAGAGAGCCACUGAACCAGGUUGGAUGGACAUCAAGUUUUGCAAGACCAACCUUCUCAUUGAGCACAAGGAGUUGGAUGGGAGGUUCCAAUUCAAGUUCACACAUCCAUUGGCUGGCCCUUCCAAGCUUCUCCUGCCUAACCCAGAGCUCACCACAGUAGUCAGGGCUGAGGAUCAAGUCCAGGAGAGUGCGGAUUUGGGUGAGCCUGAGUGCUAUUAUUUUGAGGAGUAUGAGGCUCCAAGGAUGAACCCCUCUGUUGUGGCUGCCCACAAGAGGAUUGGACUUCUCCAAAAGUUCAACAAAUGGCAAGGGAAGGCCAUUGAAAAGAUGCAAAAGUCCAUGGACAAGAUGGUGAGCAAGAUCAAAAGUUUGGAGAAGAAGGUUUCUGGUUCUUCAAGCAAGAAGAAGAAGGCUCCCAUGAGUUCCACAUUCCUUAGGAGUAGAUCCUUCUCACCACUCCAAGGAGGCUCCCUGCCCAAGAGCCUCACAGAGCCUCUUCAUUUCGAGCCAAGGGAGGGAGAAGACAACUCACAGAGAAGGAGGAAGAGCUCUAAGGCCAGACGCUCCAGCUCGACCACCGGACUCGAUCGAGUCCAAACAGAGGAAACUCAACUCGAUCGAGCUGACGGUCGAGUUGGUCUUGAGGAGCCCAGUUUGAGGAUCCGGGAUUUGAAUACGAUCCAACGCCUUACCAGGAGCACCCUCGGAGUAGAUGGAACCCCUAUGGACAGUCUUUUGGAGCAUUCUGGAGCAUAUGGGACGAGGAGCAUGGAGGACUUGGCACAUGGACGCAGCUCAACUGGAUACGCAAAGGAAGAAGGAGGAAGCCAUCUUGAAGACCAGCUCGACCACCUACUCGACCAACCGGUCGAGUUCCUCAACUCGACCGGCCAAGCUUCAACUCGAUCGAGCUGA
Messenger RNA from Microthlaspi erraticum, 1047 nucleotides. The record is from the annotation of a GenBank genome assembly. Lineage: Eukaryota; Viridiplantae; Streptophyta; Magnoliopsida; Brassicales; Brassicaceae.